CUGAAAAAUUUGGUAAAUCUUUUUGGUGCUCCCAAAAGAAUAAUUGCUGAUCGUGGACGUUCAUAUGACAAUUCAGAUGUUAAAAAUUUUUGUAAAGAUCAUAACAUUCAUUUACAUCUAAUUGCAACGGGUUCCAGUAGAGCUAAUGGCCAGGUCGAAAGAGUGAUGCGAACUCUUAAAAGUCUGCUCACGAUAAUAGAAUGCGAUUCCGAUAGCUCGUGGCAGGAUCAGAUAGGUGAAAUUCAAUUAGCCCUCAAUGGCACACGUUGUAGGGUGACCGGAUUCACACCUAUCGAACUAAUGUUUGGAAUUCAAGGUGAUUACGUGUUUGUGAAAUCCGAAGAAAGACAUCAGACCAAACUAGAUAGGAAGUACAAAGGUUCUUUUAAAAUUACUGCUGUCUUGAAUAAUGAUCGCUAUGAAUUAAAACAUAUAAAUGGGUCAAAUCGAAUUUUUAAAUAUUCCCAUGAAAACUUAAGAGAGGUGCCCCGUGGUCCCUCUGCUUGUCUAGAUAUUAUUGAAAACUGUAGUGAAGAUAACGAAGAACUACAGCAAGCGGAUAUUAAUGAUCAUGAAAUCUAUGCCCAACUUGAUAAUACCUCUGAAACUGAUACUGCUGGCUCUAGUACAUUAACUUCAGAAAAAGACGACUAUCAUACUACUAGCUCACGUACGAUUUCAAUUGAUUCUGAAGAUACCAUGUCUGUUUAUUCUGAACCUACAAUUAUAGUAACACAAGCUGAUAUCCAUAGAGCUAAUGAUAGUGAUUAA
Parnassius mnemosyne (clouded apollo) is the source of this 771-nucleotide messenger RNA. NCBI's taxonomy places the organism in Eukaryota, Metazoa, Arthropoda, Insecta, Lepidoptera, Papilionidae. The record is from the annotation of a GenBank genome assembly.